Messenger RNA from Eremomyces bilateralis CBS 781.70, 988 nucleotides. RefSeq lists its product as uncharacterized. The record is from RefSeq and is a predicted model, not a curated record. Lineage: Eukaryota; Fungi; Ascomycota; Dothideomycetes; Eremomycetales; Eremomycetaceae. Bases 61 to 894 code for a protein of 277 amino acids. The transcript has a single exon.
GAUAGCUGGCUGUAUCAUGGUGGCGCCUACUUCGAUGGGGAAUUCGAGUGGAGCUUCACGAUGACGAAUCUCAACCCCGGCGCCGCCAAUGUCAAGAACCUCGAAUCCAGAGCUGUAGACACUAACGAGGAUGCAAAGAUCGCUCCCCGCGACACGACCGCCACCCAGGGCAUCAUCCACUGCAAUAACAACGAUGAUCAAGCCGUCAGCUCCGAUGAAAUGAGCGGCGCAGUCACCAACUUCUGCGAGCGGACCUCCGACACGAGGCUUUUUGGGAUCGCAUCGACGACGUACUCUUUCCCGAACUUCUCGGUCGAGCUGUCUUCUACGGUGCCUGCGACUGGAAACUGGUCGUAUGAUGUGACCAAGUGCACAGACAGCUUCUGGCAAAUCCUUCAUAGUUGUCAAGCUAGCAGUAUCGAUCCUAUCAAGCAUCACGGAGGAUCGAAUGACGAACUCAAUCAUAUCUGGAAAGUCAGCAUCCAAAAGAAGGCGACAGAUGGUCAAGACGCCGUAUCUCUUGCGGAUCACGAAGAUGUGGACGCGACCGCAGCUCAGAGGCGUAUUGUAUGCAAAGGUAUCAACUCACCCGAAGAGAUUACCAACUAUUUGAACCCGGCCAUCGGGGAUUUCUGCAGAUCCAAGGCUGGGGGGCAGAAUCAAGGAAGAUGGGUUGGGUGGUUCAAACCUGCAAAUCAGAAGAUUCGUCUCUCCGUCGAAGGCCCGGAAGUCGGGACUUUUACUCCGGGUGAAUGCGAGGAGGGGUUUUUCACCGUGAGGGAUGCCUGUCAUGGGACGGUAGGACCAGGAUGGUCGAAAGGCGGAGUUAACUUUGACGGAGACUGGCACUGGUACACCGAUAUCUGGGACUCCUGGGGAGACAUGAAGUCAUGAAGCAUCGUUGAAAGGGUUGACGUGGCGACUUCUCGGGAGGCAGCAGCAAGCAAGCAAGCAACGAUGGGGCGGAUGUAGGAGAUGAUAAUGGAAU